Messenger RNA from Fraxinus pennsylvanica, 309 nucleotides. Lineage: Eukaryota; Viridiplantae; Streptophyta; Magnoliopsida; Lamiales; Oleaceae. The record is from the annotation of a GenBank genome assembly.
AUGCUGCUGUAUGAGCUGCCUAAUACGGGGCACUCUGCCAGAUUUUUCUGCCCCACAUGUCCAUAUGUAUGUCAGAUAGAGAAGAGGGUAAAGAUAAAGAGACAUAUGCGCUUGGUUAAGAAAGCAAUAGAUCCCAUUUUUUCUGAAAAUGAUCAGCAGAAUUUACCCACCACUGACACAACAUGUCCUGCAUGCAACUAUGGGAAAGCUGGUUUCUACCAAGUGCAGAUUCGGUCGGCAGAUGAACCAAUGACAACAUUUUACAUAUGCAAGAGGGAGACUUGCCGAAAUCAUUGGCGUGAGGAUUAG